This is a messenger RNA of Rhagoletis pomonella (apple maggot), 2665 nucleotides long. Its product is annotated as kelch-like protein 17. NCBI's taxonomy places the organism in Eukaryota, Metazoa, Arthropoda, Insecta, Diptera, Tephritidae. The record is from RefSeq and is a predicted model, not a curated record. Gene Ontology annotation, molecular function: protein binding.
AUGCCCAUUCUUGCAAGGAGCUACAUACGCGCUCGCAUAAGUAUGCAUUACAAAACUUCCAACAAGUCGUCGGAACCGAGGAGUUUUUGCUUUUACCUUUUGACGAGGUCAGAGAUCUGAUAUCAAAUAAUCAACUGAAUAUUUGCUCCGAAGAGAAAGUUUUUUCUGCUGUACUAAAUUGGGUUAAACACGAUCUAGCUGAACGUCAGUGUCACAUUGCCGAAUUGAUGAGCCACGUGCGCUUGCCGCUGGUGGGACGAGAUUUCCUUAUGACCUGCGUCGAAACAGAGACACUCAUAAGAGAGGACGGCCAGUGCAAGGAACUUCUGUUGGAAGCCAUGAAAUACCAUUUACUGCCAGAACAGCGCAGCUUGAUGAGCAGCCAACGCACACAAGAGCGUCGGCCGGAGGGUAUGAAAUCGUAUGUGUUCGCUGUGGGUGGCGGCAGCCUCUUCGCCAUUCACAACGAGUGCGAGGUCUAUAAUCCGCGCACUAACGCUUGGACACCCAUCGCACCAAUGCUGUGGCGACGUUCACGCUCCGGUGUGACUGCGCUACACAAGCAGCUCUAUGUUGUCGGUGGUUAUGAUGGCGUGAGCGAUCUAAGCACUGCCGAAUUCUAUAAUCCGUUGAUUAAUAAGUGGACUAAUAUAACACCGAUGGGUACGAAGCGCUCCUGUCUAGGCAUUUGCGCCUACGAUGGACUACUGUAUGUUUGUGGUGGCUACGAUGGCGCCUCGUGUCUAAGCAGCAUGGAGCGUUACGAUCCAUUGACGGCCAUCUGGAGUUCGUGUCCGGCAAUGAAUACACGACGCCGCUACUGCCGUUUAGCUGUAUUGGAUAAUUGCAUUUACUCGCUAGGCGGGUUCGAUUCGACCAACUAUCAGUCGAGUGUGGAGCGUUUCGAUCCACGCGUUGGACGUUGGUUUCCCGUGCAAAGCAUGACGGCGCGACGCAGUAGCUGCGGUGUGGCUUCUUGUGAUGGCUACUUGUACUGCAUUGGCGGCAAUGAUGGCACGAUGUGUAUGUCUAGCGGGGAGCGAUUCAAUUUACGACGCAACGCGUGGGAGCCGAUUGCAACGAUGCAUUCCAGAAGAUCCACACACGAAGUCGUCGAGGUGGAUGGCUCGCUAUAUGCGCUCGGUGGCAAUGAUGGCUCAUCCUCGCUAAAUUCUGUGGAGCGUUACGAUACGCGCCUGAAUAAAUGGACUGUAGUCAAUUCGAUGGUGGCACGCCGCAGCUCAGUCGGUGCAGCGGUGCUGGAAUGCUUCCAUCUCGAACGCGGGCUGGUACAGACAACGAACUUAUGACCUUUGUCGACGAUAGCCGAAACAUUUGCAGCGGCGGCAGCAGCAACCGUUGUAGUUGGAAAUGGUAGUGGAGGCAGUGGAGCGACGACGAGUAGCAAUGGCAGUAGCGCUGGCAGUGGUAACAACAACGCAACAAUGGCAACGAACGGAGUCUCAUCAACGUUAACGAACAACAUCAUUGUGCCAGGCCGCGCUGUAAGUGGACGUAGCAUGUUGGGUGCGGCGGAGGUAAGCGGCAGCAUUGGCAGCCUAAUGAGUAGCAGUACAAGUGCGCUUAGCACCUCCGCGCCGACGACGACGUCCACUUUGCGACGAUUGCGCGAACGUGAAAGGGAACGAGAACGGGAGCGAGAUAGUGGUAGUGCGGAGAAUAGAGUGAAUGGCGUUGUUGUGGCGGGUGCAGCAGGAAGCGUUGCCAGUCUAGCGCCGGGUGGAGUAAAUAGCAAUGGCGGCUGUGGGACUGGGAAACCGCCAUCAACGGCCUGAUGUCUGCGAUUCAAAUGAAGUGGAGAGUGGUGAAGGAGAUGGGAGGAGUGGCAAUGGGAAAAGGAGAGCAAGCAUGCAUAAAUGUAAGAAAGAGAUGGCACAUGCAGAUGGGGAUGGAGAUGUAGAAAUGUUGUGAUGAACUGGUAUAUUUGGGGGCGAAUAGCAUAGCAGUAUUUCUAGUCAAUAAGGCAAGGAACGCAUGUAAAUUUGUAUGGUUUGAUGUAAUGAGCGGAUAGUAGAAUGCGCAUUGAAAGUUAAAUGGCACGAACUCUCUUUAAGCUAAAAUUAAUAAAUUAAUUAUUAACUCAUUAAGUGCGUUGACGACAUUUUCUAAUUACAUAUUUUUUUAUUAAGAAACAAAUAUUUUUUACAAGCGUAAUACCGCAAAUGUCUACAUUUCAUUUACUUUAAUUAGGGUAGUCCAUAAAAUAUCAACAACUAAAUUUUGUACAGAGCAACGUUUUAUUUUCUUCAACGAACAAAAUAAGGACAUGCACGAAAAUUUAAAAAUGAAAAAAAAACAAAUGUUAGGAGUCGUUUUUUAAAAAUUGCAAAAAUUCGACAACAAGAUUCUACUUGACAGCUGAUAAAUUUGGUAUAAUAUUGAAGCUUAUUCAAAUAAAUUCACAAACUCGUCAACAGGUCAAAGUAAAAUUUUUGUAGAAUUUUCGCGAUAAAAAGUUACAACUCUUUCAAACCCUGGAAAAAAUUUUUUUUUAGAAGAAAGGAAAGUAAAAAUGUUGAUAUUUUAAGGACCACCCUAACUUUCAUGCAUUAACUAGCGGUAUAAGUAUAAUACAAUUAUGUAGUAGUUUUUAGAAAAUAAACAAUAACUCCAUCAACAACAAAAUUUGCAAAAAUUUAAAGAA